Protobothrops mucrosquamatus (brown spotted pit viper) is the source of this 699-nucleotide messenger RNA. It is a transcript of the gene VSTM2A, whose product is annotated as V-set and transmembrane domain containing 2A. The record is from RefSeq and is a predicted model, not a curated record. NCBI's taxonomy places the organism in Eukaryota, Metazoa, Chordata, Lepidosauria, Squamata, Viperidae. The transcript is spliced from 5 exons. Bases 1 to 699 code for a protein of 232 amino acids.
AUGGGCAUCUUUUGGGUUUAUAUUGGAUUCCAUUUCUUCAUAGUAUUUUACAUACAGCAAGGACUUUCUUCUCAAGCCAAAUUUACUGAAUUCCCUCAGAAUAUCACAGCUACUGAGGGGCAGAAUGUGGAGAUGUCUUGUGCAUUCCAGAGUGGCUCUGCCUCAGUGUACCUGGAAAUCCAGUGGUGGUUUCUGAGGGCAACUGAGGACCAAGAAGCUGGAGCUGAGUUGACGGACACUCAGGUGGAAUUAUCACCAGAGAGAGACUUGGACAAUGAUGGAACAAAGAUAAGUACAGUGAAAGUACAGGGGAAUGAUAUUUCCCACAAGCUGCAGAUCUCCAAAGUCAGGAGAAAGGAUGAAGGACUGUAUGAGUGCAAAGUGACAGAUGCCAAUUACAGAGACCUUCAAGAAUACAAAGCCCAAGCUUAUCUCAAAGUCAAUGCAAAUAGCCACUCUCGAAGAAUGCAGGCUUUUGAAGUUUCCCCAAUGUGGCUGCAGGAUAAACCUCGCAAGAACAUCUCUGCUGCCUUUUCUAACAGCAUCCAUAAUUCUGCCAGUCAACGUCCCACUUCUAAUCCUACAGCAAAUGCCAAAAUCACCAAGCAAAGCCCACAAUCAGGUGCAAGGAUAGCUACAAGCCAUGGACUUUCUGUCCUACUUCUUGUUUGUGGCUUUGUGAAGGGUGCUUUGCUUUGA